This is a messenger RNA of Pyricularia oryzae 70-15, 1303 nucleotides long. RefSeq lists its product as uncharacterized. Bases 155 to 1249 code for a protein of 364 amino acids. NCBI's taxonomy places the organism in Eukaryota, Fungi, Ascomycota, Sordariomycetes, Magnaporthales, Pyriculariaceae. The record is from RefSeq and is a predicted model, not a curated record. The transcript is spliced from 2 exons.
UACUUUCUACAAACAUGCGUUUUGGUAGUGGCUGUGCUUUCGCGUGAAGAGAUCCUCCCUUCUUUUGUUUCUUCAUCAAAGGACCUCUUUUCAACUCUGUCCUGGUCCUUUCCUUCCUUUUCUAUCGAGUCAUCUCAACAAUCACAUCGUCAAUAUGCUCUGCCGGCGGGCUUUAUCCAUCUUUCUGCUGGUGGUCGCACCAGUCACCCAAGCAGCCAACCUAUGCUUUUUCCCUGGCGGUAAACAAGCGGCCGAUGUACCAUGCGACCUUAAGGCACAGGUCAGCAUGUGCUGCGGCUCAGUAGCUGCAUGCCUGUCGAACGGACUAUGCAAAGACGAAAAGACUACAAACGAAACAGGGGUGGCAUACGCCAGGGGAACAUGUACAGAUCCGACAUGGCAAUCACCAAUAUGCCCACAACACUGCCAGCUGAACCAGGAUACACCGAGGAAUAGCUCAGCUUUCGAUUUCAGGUUAAACGGCGUUCAGAUGUGGGAGUGCGAUGCUCAAGGCUAUGGAAACCCGGCAAACUACUGUUGCGAAUCGGCCGCCGAGAAGACAAGAUGCUGUGCGACCCAGUCCGCCGUGUUCAGACUCGCCGCUGCCACUCCUGGCAAUGCUCUCGCCAUCCAGACUUACAUCCCACCCGUACCUACACCCACGACUCUUCAGACAGCACCGGCGCCCACAUCCGGCCUCGACUCGGCCCGCGCGACCAGCACAGGCGCACCGGUCCCUGGACCAGCUGCCGCCAACUCGAAUGGACCCCUCGACCGCAAUGGCCUGAUUGCUGUAGGCGUGGGCGCCGGGCUCGGAGGUGCUGCCCUGGCUUCGAUAGUGGUUAUGCUUCUCGUGCGACGGAUGACGCGGAGGGAUCAGACGAGCCAGGUCUCGGCUGUGAGCAGUCAAAGCGACUACUACUACCAGGGUCCUCCGCCCGGGUCGCAGGCGGGAGAUGUAGCAAAGUGGCAAACGCUGACGAGGUACGAUACGGCCGAGAUGGAUCGCGGCGCGGGCCAUGCUCGCUACUGGGCCGCCGCGGAAGCCAAGGACGGCAUGGACCCUUACAGGACGCCACGCCUGGGGACGCCGAACGAAUCCCCCGUCAUGGGCAGGCCAAGUCCAACGGCGCAGUUUGGGGUCGGUCUCGGGCUGGACAAGAGGCCACUGCCGCCGACGCCGGAGAGCGAAGAUCCAAAUCCGCCCCCAGGGAAGAAGCAAAGUAUUUACGAAAUGCCUGGGUGGUGAAAAAGAAAAUCGGGGGAGCCUCGAUGUACGUCUGCAGGGGAAGGCGGCCUCGAC